CGUGAGCACGCCGCAAUGAAUCCCACAGAUUCCGACGACGACCGCCCCGCCGCGGCGGCGGCGGCGGCGGAUUCCGCGCCUCCGCAGCAGCAGCAGCAACCGCUGGAGUGGAGGUUCGCGCAGGUCUUCGGCGAGCGCGCGGCGGGCGAGGACGUGCAGGAAGUUGACAUCAUCUCUGCCAUCGAGUUUGAUAAAUCUGGUGAUCAUCUUGCCACCGGAGACAGAGGAGGACGUGUUGUUUUAUUUGAGAGGACAGAUGCUCGAGAUCAGCAUGCUAAUCGGAGUGAACUGGAGAGACAUGAUGUUCCAAUUACCAGGCAUCCUGAGUUCCGCUAUAAAACAGAAUUUCAGAGUCACGAACCUGAGUUUGACUACCUCAAAAGUUUGGAAAUAGAGGAGAAGAUCAACAAAAUCAAGUGGUGCCAGUCAGCCAACAAUGCACUCUUCCUACUGUCCACAAACGAUAAAACGAUCAAGUAUUGGAAGGUGCAAGAGAAAAAAAUAAAGCAAGUUUCAGUUAUGACUUUGGACACUUCUACUGUAGGGAAUGGUGCCACUAGUCGUGCAAGUACCAGUACUUCCGUACCUCUUCCAAAUGGUGGAUGUUCAGAAAAGUCCGAUGGCCUCAAUGGUGAUCUCUUAUUUCCACCUGGAGGUUACCCAUCACUCCGUUUACCUGUGGUUACUACUAGUCAAGAUGUGAACCUUGCUGCUAGAUGUCGACGUGUAUAUGCUCAUGCUCAUGAUUACCAUAUUAAUUCUAUUUCGAAUAAUAGUGAUGGUGAAACAUUCAUAUCAGCAGAUGAUCUGCGAAUAAAUCUAUGGAAUCUGGAAAUAAACAGCCAGAGCUUUAACAUUGUUGAUGUGAAGCCUACAAACAUGGAAGAUCUGACUGAGGUGAUUACUUGUGCGGAGUUCCACCCCACUCAUUGUAAUACACUGGCAUAUAGUAGCUCAAAGGGUUCUAUCCGACUAAUCGAUCUGCGACAGUCUGCAUUGUGUGACAACCAUUCCAAGAUAUUUGAGGAGCAUGAAGCACCUGGAGCAAGAUCGUUCUUUACGGAGAUAAUCGCAUCAAUUUCAGAUGUAAAGUUUUCAAGGGAUGGAAGAUAUCUCCUUAGCCGUGAUUAUAUGACUCUCAAACUUUGGGAUCUAAACAUGGAUUCAGGUCCUGUUUCAACCUUCCAGGUCCAUGAGCAUUUAAGACCUAGGCUUUGUGAUCUGUAUGAGAACGACUCAAUAUUUGACAAGUUUGAGUGUUGUCUUAGUGGGGAUGGACGUCAUGUUGCAACUGGCUCUUAUGGUAACCUGUUUCGUGUUUUUGGUUCUACUCCUGGUAGUACGGAGGUGACCACUUUGGAAGCCAGCAGGAACCCAAUGAGACGUCAAAUGUCAAAUCCAAACAGACCCACACGAGGGACGAUGACUUCUAUGGCCCGUGGUGUGCGAAGAGGUGGAGAAAAUCUAGGUGUUGAUGCCAAUGGAAAUUCAUUAGACUUCUCGACGAAGUUGCUCCAUCUCGCAUGGCACCCCACUGAGAAUUCCAUCGCAUGCGCUGCUGCAAAUAGCUUGUACAUGUAUUACGCGUAGAAAAUUCUCUAGAGGAAAUUUAUUGUUCUUGGUUUGCCACAUCGUCCUCCUUGAAGGCCAUGCCCUUUCACAUGCGAUCAGAGGGGACUGUGAAGUGCAGCGUCAUUUUCUCCCUUGGGGCCAAAAGAGGCAGCUGAUGACUGAUGUUGAAGAUUGCUGUGCUAGCGGACCACGUCCUUGCUGAUUCUUUGGUAAAUGUGUAAAUUAUAUUCUGAUCAUCAAAAGUUUUUGGUCCCAAGAUGCGACCACUUUGCUCUCGUCGCAGUUGUUGUGUAUGCCAAAUCAGCAGACGAGGACACAAAUCAAAGUUAGAAAGUCACCUUGUGAUGAUUCCGGUGGCAAAGGACAGCGCCAAAUCUGUAUUGCAAGUUCUGUAUGGUUGGCCUUUCUUUACAUGUAAUCUCACAUAGACAGGGCUAAUUGGUUAUUUGAAACUUUUAAGUUUGUCUGAACGUUUAGUUAUUGUAGUUAUUCUUGGUCUAUUCAUUGAACUGUUGAAAUAAGUCAGCAGCAGUAUA
Lolium rigidum is the source of this 2108-nucleotide messenger RNA. RefSeq names its product serine/threonine protein phosphatase 2A 55 kDa regulatory subunit B alpha isoform. Bases 16 to 1590 code for a protein of 524 amino acids. The transcript is spliced from 14 exons. Gene Ontology annotation, molecular function: protein binding; protein phosphatase regulator activity. Gene Ontology annotation, cellular component: cytosol; protein phosphatase type 2A complex. Gene Ontology annotation, biological process: peptidyl-serine dephosphorylation. Lineage: Eukaryota; Viridiplantae; Streptophyta; Magnoliopsida; Poales; Poaceae. The record is from RefSeq and is a predicted model, not a curated record.